Molecule: messenger RNA, 1003 nt
Organism: Carcharodon carcharias (great white shark)
Lineage: Eukaryota; Metazoa; Chordata; Chondrichthyes; Lamniformes; Lamnidae
Product: interferon alpha-F-like
Exons: 4
Coding region: 2-562 (186 amino acids)
Biological process (GO): defense response
Cellular component (GO): extracellular region
Molecular function (GO): cytokine receptor binding
Source: RefSeq, a predicted model, not a curated record
CAUGGCUUUGGCGAGUAUCUGGAGAUUUUGGAUGAUGUUGCUCUUCUUGUCCGGAACCCUCAGUCUGGGAUGUGAGAGGCUGCAGUUACAGCAAGUUCUCAACACAGAGACUCUCAGCAAACUGAAUGCAAUGGGCGGACCCUUUCCCCGACAUUGUAUAAGACAGAGACUCUCACUGAAAACCAAACCCUUGAACCUGGUGAAACUCUCGAAGGAAUUAGAGACACAGGACAGGAUCCAGAUUGUCCAUCAAACCCUGCGUCACAUCAGCAAGAUCUACAGCAUGAACCUAGGUUCAGCCACAUGGGCCCGGGAUCAGGUGGAAAACCUCCAACUUCUCCUGGAUCGGCAGCUCGGUGAGCUGGAAGAAUGUGUCAGGAAACCAGGAUCAGAGAACAAGAUGAGGAGAAACUCUGCCAUUCACAAUUACUUUAGGAAACUGGAAAAGUUUCUCAAACAGGAGAAAUUCAGUGAAUGUGCCUGGGAAAUAAUCCGCACUCAGACCAGGGCCCGUUUACAACAGCUUCUUUUCAUCAUAGCACAAAUCAGCAGAAGAAACUGAGAAAGACAUGUUUAGCACAGACUGGGAGCAAUGAAUAUUUAUUUAAAAAACUUUUAACAUAAAGAUGUUCAUAUAUAUAUUUGUAACAAAUUUUAUAUUUUAAUGUACUGAUGACAGAACAAUGAGUGACAUGAUGGGAUUAUUUAUUUUAUUUAUUUAUUGAUAUUUAUUGCUAUGACAUUUUCCUCUAACUAAUCUUAACACUUCAGUGGGUGGGGUGUCUGCUUUGGAAUUUACUGUCAGACUUUCAAGAUAUGAGUUUGCAGACCUAUAAACCCUGGGCCGCACUGACCUUUCUAUUUCUCCUCUCCUAAGUGGCCAACUUUCCAAUCUAUUUCAGCCACUGUAAUUUAUUGAUCUUUAUUGUUGUCAUGUCUUCGUGUAAUGAAACCUAACAUGUUAUUUAAUGUGUAAUGUGAAUUUUUAAUGAUAAUUUAUUUA